AUGAAACCUCAGCUGCUUUCUUGUGCCGUGCUUCUCCUUGGGAGCCGUGCAUCUGUGGCUGAUGCACAGCAAAUACCACUCGGACAGGAUGAUCCAUCGCGUGACAGCCACCCCCGUGCGGUCUCACCAGACCUUGACGCGUAUAUUGAGGGGAUCAUGGAAGAUUGGCACGCGCCCGGCGUGACCGUCGCUAUCGUUGAUGGGGAUAAGACGUGGGCAAAGGGCUAUGGCUACGCGGUUCUGAACUCGACUCCGAUGACGCCUCACACUCUUUUCUACACGGGCAGUACUACAAAGUCGUUCACGGCAGCCGGUCUCUCACUUCUCAUUGAUAACGCCACUGCCAAUUCCUCCGUCUACUCCGGCCUCACAUGGAAAACCCCGGUCUCUAGCAUCCUCCGUGACGAUUUCGUCCUCAGCGACGAAUGGGCAACGGCGCACAUCACUCUCGAGGAUGCCCUAAGCCACCGGACGGGCUACCCGCGUCACGACCUGGCGUCGGCGGAGACUACCCGAGAGACAAUCCGCCUGCUGAGACACUUGCCGAUGGCUGCUGAACCACGCACAAAGUUUUUGUACAGCAACAAG
This is a messenger RNA of Colletotrichum navitas, 588 nucleotides long. RefSeq names its product beta-lactamase/transpeptidase-like protein. The transcript has 2 exons. Lineage: Eukaryota; Fungi; Ascomycota; Sordariomycetes; Glomerellales; Glomerellaceae. The annotation marks the transcript as partial. The record is from RefSeq and is a predicted model, not a curated record.